This is a messenger RNA of Diabrotica balteata, 2164 nucleotides long. The record is from the annotation of a GenBank genome assembly. Lineage: Eukaryota; Metazoa; Arthropoda; Insecta; Coleoptera; Chrysomelidae.
GACAGUAUACCAGUGUAGAUGAGUUUGUAUUGUUAUUUUUCUAUAAUUGAGUCUGUACAUAUAUGUAUAGGGAGUAUUUUCGAAUAACAAGUUUAUUUACAUAACUAAUUAGAUGGAACUCUCAACUACUCCAACUUUUCUUGAUAACGUGGCGACUGGCCUCUCCACUUCAACAGCCUCCUAUACUUCUUUCGUACAUAAAUCAGCAGGCAUAAGAUUUUCAUGGUAUGACUAUUUAAUUUUCUGUUUCUUGAUAUUGAUCAGUUUGGGAAUAGGAAUUUACUUUGGAUGUUUUGGAAAGAAGCAAAAUGUGAAAGAUUAUUUGCUAGCAGGAGGAAACAUGAAAGUUUUUCCUGUGGUUGUAUCAUUAGUUGCAAGCCAUACUUCAGGAAUAACAUUACUGGCUCUUCCAGCAGAAGUCUACAGCUUUGGAGCAAAUUAUUGGCUUUGUGCCAUAUGUCUUUAUAUAGUACCUGUAAUAACUGUGUACGUUUUCCUUCCAGUUUUUUACAAACUGCAGCUAACAAGUACAUACGAAUAUUUGGGUAUAAGAUUCGAUAAGAAAACAAGAAAACUCGCAUCUGUAUUAUUCACCAUUUCUGUCUUCUGCUUAGUACCCAUUGCCACAUAUAUUCCAGCAAUGGCAUUUUCAUCUGCAACUGGGUUGGAUUUGCAUAAAAUAAUCCCUGUUAUUUGCGGCACAUGCAUUUUCUACACUGCAAUCGGAGGACUCAAGGCUUUGGUAUGGUCCGAUACUUUACAGUUUUCAGCAACUCUUGGCGCACUGUUGACAAUAUUGGGUCUUGGUUUGUAUAAAGUAGGAGGCAUAGGGAAAGUAAUGAUGUUAGCAUAUUCAACUAACAGGUUGGACCUUUUUGAUUUUGCUUUGGACUUUACAAAAAGAGAUUCCUUUUGGACUAUAGUAAUUGGUUUCUCGUUUCAUUGGAUAGCAGUAAUGUCCAUCAAUCAAGGAUGUAUGCAGAAAUUCUUGGCAGUUGGCACUUUCAGGGAAUCUAAAUGGGUUGUAUUUUUAUAUUGCUCCGUUGGAAUGAUUGCAGUAAAAUCUAUAAGCAUUUUAAGUGGAUUAACCAUGUAUACCCACUAUGCAGAUUGCGAUCCUUUAAAGUCUAAUAAAAUACGACAUAACAACGAGAUCUUUCCUUACUUUGUUCUGGAUGUGGCUGGUCAAAUUCCUGGAUUAUCUGGAUUAUUUAUUGCUGGAGUCUUUUGUGCUUCUUUAAGUGCCCUAUCGUGUAAUUUAAACAGUUUAGCUGGAACCAUAUAUGAAGAUUUUAUCAAACCAAAGCUUAGUACCAAAAAUCAAGAAAAUGCUGGAUAUUUUCUCAAGGGGUUAGUUGUUAUAAUUGGUAUCAUCGGAACCGCUCUUGUUUACAUCGUUGAACACUUAGGAGGUCUUCUAUCGCUAUCCGUUGGCCUGGGCGGUAUUGCCCAAGGACCAUUGCUGGGGCUUUUUACAUUAGGAGUACUGUUUCCAAGAGCAAAUGCAAAAGGUGCUUUCUGUGGAGCAUUGGCCAGUAUAGUAACAGUAACGGGUUUAGUUUUUGGUGCUUAUUAUCUAAAAUCACAGCAUAUUAUUGUUCCGGAAUACAAAACAACAUCGAUUGCUGGUUGUUUAAAUGGAACAGAUUCAAUAUUAGACAAUCUUAUGGGAAAUAGUACAAAAAUAGAACACAUAGAGACACCAGCUGCUCUUGUAAUUUUUAAGAUCUCAUUUUAUUGGUAUGCCUUUAUUGGAACUAUGAUAUGUAUUGUCCUAGGACUAGUCAUAAGCUACCUUUCAGAAGAACAAAGUCCCCCUAUAGCUCGUGAACUUCUAUGUCCUCUGAUAUAUGAUAUAAUAGAUGAAAAAUACGUAGACAAAAUGAUUUUGGAUUAUGAACAAGUCAGCAUGGACUUGGAGGGAAAACAUGCAGGAGGAAGAAGAAUGUCCAGGUGGGAAGAAAAUAGACAAGAAAGACUGAGAAAAGCAUCUUAUGUUUCAGGACAAUUUGAAUGUUAAUGCAACAGUACGCUUUUAUUAUCAUUUCUGUUUCAAGAUUGUGAUACACUAGUCAAAUUAGAAUGUUGAUAGAGAUAUAUUUUUGUUGAUAGAAGUAAAAUUUUGUAUAUACUCGUAGAAAUUAAAUUAUUUUUUAUAUCAACA